Penicillium lagena is the source of this 903-nucleotide messenger RNA. Its product is annotated as BRCT domain-containing protein. Lineage: Eukaryota; Fungi; Ascomycota; Eurotiomycetes; Eurotiales; Aspergillaceae. Bases 1 to 903 code for a protein of 300 amino acids. The record is from RefSeq and is a predicted model, not a curated record. Gene Ontology annotation, biological process: DNA replication initiation; mitotic DNA replication checkpoint signaling; mitotic G2 DNA damage checkpoint signaling. The transcript is spliced from 2 exons.
AUGGGCGCGACGCACUCAUCCCACCUGACUCCGCACGUUACCCACUUGCUGGUCGGCGACCCGGACACGGAGAAGUACAAGUACGUUGCGCGCCAUAGAAACGACGUGGCCGUGGUGAAGCCGGAAUGGAUCGAGGCAGUCCGGCAGCCGUGGAUGCAGGGCGAGGACACGGACAUCCGGGCCCUACAGGAGCAAUACAAAUACCCCGUAUUUGGCGGUCUCACUAUCUGCAUAACUGGAUUUGAGGACAAGGGGUUCCGGAAAUACAUGGAGCAGACGGCCAUUGAGAAUGGCGCGGAAUUUAGGACGGAUUUAACCAAGAGCGUCACGCAUCUAGUUGCGCGCAAUGGAGAGGGCGAGAAAUAUAAGUACGCGACGCAAUGGAAUGUCACGGUAGUGACGUUGAAGUGGUUCACCGACUGUCUCGAGCGCGGCAUGAUUCUCGACGCGAAUCCCUAUCAUCCAAUGGUUCCGCUUGAGAAGCAGGGCGCCGGUGCAUGGGAACGACCCUCAGUGGCAGCCAAAGGACAAUCCGAGAGUGGGAAAACUGCUACCGUGGAACUUUCAUCCAAUCCUCGACCCCGAAAGCUACGCCGUACAGCAAGUACGAAAUUGGUCGGUCAAAAUGAAGGUAUCUGGGGUGAUAUUGUUGGCACUGGCUUUGCAACCAACCAGGUGAAAGGAGUCCAAAAUGGCCAACAACAAGAACGGGACCAAACAAGUUCUCGAUCUGUACCCGUUAUCCAAGCAGCAAAGUCAUUUGCUAGCGAGACUACAUUCUGCGGAGCUGUAGAGGCUCUUCAAGCACCGCCUGAAAUACAGACCACAGCCAGUGCCGAGGGAUUUUUACAGGGUUCAUAUUUCUUAAUCAGCGGCUUUUCUUCCAAGCAGGUUUGUGACUAG